CCAUCUCCCACGAACGCUGUCGCAUAAUGCGCGUUAAAAGAAGGCAAGAAUCCGGCGCAUCUAUAUCUGCUUCCCAAUAAUGCGCUAACAACUCUUCGAUAAAUGCCCCCAUAGCGGCGGCUACGCAGCGCAGCACCCCGCCGCCGCCGUAGAAGAAGACCAGAGGACGACGACGCUACCUUCGCUAAUCCCGAUUCUGGAGCGUGCGGCGGCGGUGGAGAGUAGUAGGCCUGCCGGCUCUGUGGCGCUGAAGUACUGCCUUUAGAUUGGCUGGAUAUGGAUCUAAUUCUCCCGUUCAAAGUUGGAGAUCUUGCCGAGUCAAAGUCUUUUGUUAAGGGUUACACAGGUGCAUGGUUCCGCUCCAAGAUUAUUGAUAUGCGUGUCACAGAAUCUGGGCACCUUGAGUAUUACUUGGAGUAUAUUGACUAUACUGAAGAAGAGAAUGAAUGGAUCAGAGUCUUUCAAAAGAACCCACUCAGCCCAGCAUGCGGGGAAGGGAAAUCAAGUGAGAGUACUGAAAUAAUGUUGCGUCCUGCCUUUCCUCAUUGGUAUAGGGGGGGACAAGUUCCUGCGCACUUUCCAAAGAAUGAGCUUGUUGCAAGUGUUUGUGAUACCUGGAAAGUAGGUGACAAGGUUGACUGGCGGUGUUCAGAUUGUUACUGGACUGCGGAAAUUAUUAGGUUGAACAGUAGAGAUGUGGUUCAGGUAAUGCUGUUGGAUCCUCCCAUGGGUGAAGGCGGGCAACAUCCUGCUAAGAAAAAGGACCUGAGGCCUGCACUUGAUUGGUCCAUCAUUAAAGGUUGGACUGUACCUGUUUCGGCGGCUAAAGGGAAAUACUGGCAAGCUGCUCGUCUGGUUCAUCCUAAAUCUGAUAUAGAAGACAGCAUCACAGAUGAAGAUGAAGCCCCGGGAUCUCCAACCGUCAAAAGACCCUCAUCGGACACAAGCAGCAUAUCUAAGCUAAGCAAUCGGAGCGACACCAUCCUGGCGUCCACCGAAAAGUUGGGGCAGGCACAUGAAUCAUCAGACCCCAGUCGACGGAGUACCCGCAGUUCCAGUAAGCGACAGAUAUCUCCUGCCACUGUCAAAGGAGCUGCUAUGGCAGAACCGAACGGGCCCUCUAAUGGAAACGGUUCCCACCGCCGGUACCCCUUUCGGGUCCGAAGGAACGCAGCAGGGCAGCAGAGAUAAGCUGGUAAUGCGGCACACCAAGUUGACCCCCCCUAUGGGGUUGACGGGCAUUACGGAUACUUAGGGCCUGUUUGGAGUCCCUCCCGCUCUGUGACCCCGCUCCCGGAGCUGGCGGAGCUGAAGUUAAAAAUCACGGAGCAGGAGAGCAGGUGCUCUGCAGAUCCUCGGAUUUCGCGGAGCCAGUGGAUUGCCGAACAGCUCCUUAGUGUUAUACUCCCUCCGUUCUAAAAUUUGUACAAAGUUGAGUCAUCUAUUUUGGAACGGAGGGAGUACCACAUAGCUCUAGAUACAUUGAGGAAAUGGUUGAUAGAUGCCUUUGCGGAAUCGGCCACAUAGGCACGUGACAUUUCUGAUGAGAGUAUCUGGGGUGUGAUCCAUUGACUGAUUGUUAUACUUGGUAAAAGUUGUAAACUUAAGGCUGGUUAUUACUCUGCCUCGCGUUGUCAAGUGUCCGAAUCAGAUAUGCUGCACCGUGAUGAAAAUAGAUAUAUUACCCCUAGUUAUUUCA
Molecule: messenger RNA, 1699 nt
Organism: Triticum dicoccoides
Lineage: Eukaryota; Viridiplantae; Streptophyta; Magnoliopsida; Poales; Poaceae
Exons: 7
Coding region: 277-1191 (304 amino acids)
Source: RefSeq, a predicted model, not a curated record